This is a messenger RNA of Rattus norvegicus (Norway rat), 3244 nucleotides long. RefSeq names its product keratinocyte proline-rich protein-like. The record is from RefSeq and is a predicted model, not a curated record. NCBI's taxonomy places the organism in Eukaryota, Metazoa, Chordata, Mammalia, Rodentia, Muridae.
GGGGCUCCAGCUCAGAAUCUGAAGAAGCUCAAGGGACUGCGGAGCUCAAGCGCCUUUGAUGGGAUCCAGGUCAUGGAGCAUGAAAACACCAACUACCCACCCCAUGUGGGACCUGAGGAGGAAAAGCAAAAGGGUGCGAAAGCACAGAUGAUCUUGCCCGCUGGAGAGGGAAGAAAUGGGGAAGAGAGUGAACGGUCGUCCCCUGGGCAGGAGGCUUCAGCAACAAAAUGGGGAGAAGUAGAAGAACUGGGAGAAAGGGACAGAACGGGGAGUGAUGGAGAAAAUCUUUCUGCUGUAGGAACUUCAGGCAUCAGGAAUGACUGGGACAAAGAGGGUGCCAGCAGCAGUAGGCAGAAGAAUGAGAGUCGGCCUCAGAAGCCAGUCCCUGAGUGUAGGUGGGGCAUGGAGGAUGUACAGCCAGUGCCAGUACUGAUUCCCCGUGUACAACGGAUACAACUUGUGCAAUCCCGGGUACAGUCGGUGCCCCUAAAGGUACCUGUUGUACGGCCUGUGCCCAUUCCUGCGCUCAGUGUACAGCCUAUACCAAUCAGUGUGCCCAAGGUCCAGCCUAUGCCCAUUACUGUGCCCCAAGUACAGGCUAUACCACCUGCUGUGCCCCCAGCACAGCCUGUGCCAACCACUGUGUCCCAGGACCCCACUGGGCCCAUUCCUGAGCCCCAUGUACAACCUGUGCCAGUUACUGCUCCCCCACCACAGCCUGUGCCACUUACUACUCCCCCACCACAGCCUGUGCCAGUUACUGCUCCCCCACCACAGGGUAUGUCAAUCAGAGUGCCCCAUGUACAGCCUGUGCCAGUUACUGCUCCCCCAUCACAGGCUAUGCCAAUCAGAGUGCCCCAUGUACAGCCUGUGCCAGUUACUACUCCCCCAUCACAGGCUAUGCCUAUCCGAGUGCCCCAUGUACAGCCUGUGCCAGUUUCUGCUCCUCUAUCACAGGCUAUGCCUAUCCGAGUGCCCCAUGUACAGCCUGUGCCAGUUUCUGCUCCUCUAUCACAGGCUAUGCCUAUCCGAGUGCCCCAUGUACAGCCUGUGCCAGUUUCUGCUCCCGCACCACAGACUAUGCCUAUACGAGUGCCCCAUGUACAGCCUGUGCCAGUUACUGCUCCCCCAUCACAGGCUAUGCCAAUCAGACUGCCCCAGGUACAUCCUGUGACAUUUACUGCUCCCCCCCAACAGACUAUGCCAAUAACAGUGCCCCAUGUACAGCCUGUGCCAGUUACUGCUCCCCCACCACAGACUAUGCCAAUCAGAGUGCCCCAUGUACAGCCUGUGCCAGUUACUGCUCCCCCACCACAGACUAUGCCAAUCAGAGUGCCCCAUGUACAGUCUGUGUCACUUAUUGCUCCCCCAUCACAGCCUGUGCCAGUUACUGCUCCCCCACCACAGAUUAUGCCAAUUAGAGUGCCCCAUGUACAGCCUGUGCCAAUUACUGCUGCCCCAUCACAGGCUAUGCCCAUCAGAGUACCCCAUGUACAGCCUGUGCCAGUUACUGCUCCCCCACCACAGGGUAUGCCCAUCAGAGUACCCCAUGUACAGCCUGUGCCAGUUACUGCUGCCCCAUCACAGGCUAUGCCCAUCAGAGUAACCCAUGCACAGCCUGUGCCAGUUUCUGCUCCUAUAUCACAGACUAUGCCAGUCAGAGUGCCCCAUGUACAGCCUUUGCCACGUACUGCUCCUCUAUCACAGGCUAUACCAAUUAGAGUGCCCCAUGUACAGCCUGUGCCAGUUACUGCUCCCCUAUCACAGGCUAUGGCACUUACUGCUCCCCCAUCACAGGCUAUGCCAAUCACAGUGCCUCAUGUACAGCCUGUGCCCAUUUCUCUGCCUCAUGUACGGCCCAUGCCCAUUCCUUGGCAUUAUGUACAGCCUAUGCCAAAUUCUGUGCCCCAUGUACAGCCUAUGCCACUCACUGUGCCUCAUGCACGUCAUAUGCCUGUGCCUGUGCCCCAUGUACACCCCAUGCCUGUUACAGUGCUCCAUGUACAGCCUAUGCCUUUUCCUGUGCCCCAGGCACUGUCUAUGCCUUUUCCUGUGCCCCAGGUACAGUCUAUGCCAGUCACUGUGCCUCGCACACAGCGUAUGCAUUGGCCUGUGCCGCAUGUACAGCCAUUGCCUCUUCCUGUACCACAGCCACAAUCUAUGUCUCUCACUGUGCCUACCGUACAGCCUAUGACAGUCACUGUACCUCAUACCCAUCGUAUGCCAGUGCCUCAAGUACACCCCAUGCCUGUUACAGUGCCCCCUGUACAGACAUUGCCUCCUCCUGUGACAAAGGCAGAGUCUAUGGCUGUUACCUUGCCCCCUGUAAAACCUAUGCCAGUCACUGUGCCUCACACACAGCGUAUACGUGGGCUUGUGCCCCGUGUACAGACAUUGCCUCCUCCUGUGACACAGUCAGAGUCUAUGGCUGAUACUGUGUCCCCCCUACAGCCUAUGCCAGUCACUGUGCCUCAUGCACAGCGUAUACGUGGGCCUGUGCCCUGUGUACAGACAUUGCCUAAUUCUGUGCCACAGUCAGAGUCUAUGGCUGUUACUGUGCCCACUGCACAGACUAUGCCACCCACUGUGCCUCACAAAGAGCGUAUGCCUGGGCCAGGGCCCCAUGUACAGUCAUUGCUUCCUCCUGUGCCCCACGAACAUCCUAUGCCAUUCACUGUGCACCAAGCACAGCCUAUGCCAGUAUCUGUGUCCAAUGCACAGCAUAUACCAGCUAAGGAGUCUAGCACACCACAUGUGCCAGUGCCCCGUGAACAGACUUCACCAGUCGGGAUGAACUGUGUACGGCCCAUACCAAAUGCAGCACCUCCCAUAAGGCCGGUGGCAGUUUCGGCGACCACUGUACAGCCUGAGCCAGUGCUGGUGCCUCGCCGCCAUCUCCAUGACAGAUUUACAGACCCAGAGCUGCAGGAGCUGGAACGCGUUUUCCAGAGGAAUCACUAUCUCAGUGCUGAAGAAAGAAAAGAGCUGGCAAGGGUGAUGGGCGUGAGUGAGGCCAAAGUGCAGAGAUGGUUUAAGAAGAGGAGAGAACACUUCAGGAGAGAACAAAGUCAGUCAGGUGGUGCUCCUCCUGGGAAUACUCCACCUCUCUCUGAAGAUGGCGCAGGAGCCCUAGUGUACCACCCUUGACCUAGAGCCACUGGCAGACGCCUGCUUUCUUCCACCAACAUGUUAUUGCCUCUUUAUCCCCUAAGCACUUGUAUUUGAAAUAAAUAGAUUCUCUGUU